This is a messenger RNA of Ochotona curzoniae (black-lipped pika), 961 nucleotides long. RefSeq names its product interleukin 18 binding protein (gene IL18BP). Gene Ontology annotation, biological process: T-helper 1 type immune response. The record is from RefSeq and is a predicted model, not a curated record. The coding region runs from base 1 to 657 and encodes 218 amino acids. The transcript has 5 exons. Gene Ontology annotation, molecular function: interleukin-18 binding. Lineage: Eukaryota; Metazoa; Chordata; Mammalia; Lagomorpha; Ochotonidae.
AUGCAUCAUGGCUGUGAGACAGAGCUGGACAGAAGGAGCAGCAACCUGGGCGUGUCCAGGCAGCGCACUGGCCGCCACCGCCUGACUAGCUUUUUCGCAGAUUCCAGGCCUUUGGGGGUCUUGCUGUUGUGCUCCCAAACCCUCACCCUCCUGGCUGCAGCUGCACCCACACCUCAGAAUGCCGCAGCUAUCACUGGCUCUGCUGGGAUCUCACAGGACUCCACACCCCCAGUGUUCCCAGUAGCUAAGCAGUGUCCAGCAUUGGAGGUGACCUGGCCGGAAGUAGAAGUGCCACUAAAUGGGAUGUUGGCCUUGUCUUGUGUCGCCUGCAGCCACAUCCCCGCCUUCCAUGCCCUCUACUGGCUGGGCAAUGGCUCCUUCAUCGAGCACCUCCCAGGGCGGCUGUGGGAGGGCAGCACCAGCCGGUACCACAGGCCCACGGGCACCUGGCUGCAGAGGGCCCUGGUGCUGGAGGAGCUGACCACUGCCUUGCGCAACACCAACUUCACGUGUGUGUCCGUGGACACUGAGCAGGUCGCCUUGUACCACGUCAUCCCAGCCCAGCUCUGGAUAAUCCCGCCCUCAAGCCAAACCCCAGAACCACAGCUGCCUGUGACAGCAGGGUCGGGAUUCAGCUCAACAAUAGCUCGACCUUGACCAGAGCUGGGCACCGCCUCUGUGCAGGAUGGAGCAUCCUGGCUGUUGGCGCCUGUCUGCAAGCCGCUGCUCCGCCCCGGCUUCCCCCGCCCAAGAUCUUGGAGGAAUGCAAACAGCACUUCCACCACGAGGCGCCACUUUGAACCCUGGCCAUGCUCUGUAUUGACUCCUUUAUAUAUAAAGCAUCUUUUCAUUGGUUACUGUUUUACUCUACCAGCCUGUCAUGAGAGGUGGCCAUAGCUGCUCCCACCCCCAGCAGGGUCUACGUUGCGUCACUCACAGAAAGGAGACUGUGUGGGAAGAA